UCGAUCAUUUCAACAGUAUAACGCUUCAGAAGUAGAACACCAUGGCUAGUGCAGGAUCAUCAGCUUUCAGACGCUUUCUCAACUCAGAAACGGGGCCAAAGACGAUUCACUUUUGGGCUCCAGUGCUCAAAUGGGCCUUGGUGUUUGCCGGUAUUAACGACACCUUCCGUCCAGUCGAAACCGUCAGUGGUACCCAGAACUUGUCUCUUCUAGCCACGGGAGUCAUCUGGACCCGUUGGUCGUUUGUGAUCAAACCGAAGAACUAUCUGCUUGCCUCUGUCAACUUCUUCCUUGCGCUCACUGCCGGGAUGCAAUUGACAAGAAUCACGCAGUAUAGAUUGAAAGAAGGCGACUCCCCUUCACAGAUUGUCGAUUAUAUCCUCAACGGUGCAAAGAAGCCAGUGGCUGCUGCCCAAGAGACGAAUAGCUCGACAAAGGCUGUCUCGUCUGCUUAACACAGUGGAAUGUCUUGAUUGAACUUAUUCUCGCGUGUGUGUGUAUGUGCGUGGUUGUAAUCAAAUAGUCCAACAGCAGCACCAGCCAUUGGCGUUUCAACAUGGAUCAAAGUCAACUCUUGGAAUUCUUCAAGGAUAAGACGCUGAUACUCAGCACAAUUAUGCAAGAAUGAACCGGUAUAGUGAAUGGUGAAUGGUUUUCCCAAAUGGUGUCGUGUAGCCCAUAAGUGUAGUGCUCUAAUAGCACUUUGGACGUAAUACGCUGCUCUUUCCAGUAUAAUAUGUGCAAUGGAGCCGAUAACACCAGGUU
Molecule: messenger RNA, 765 nt
Organism: Williopsis jadinii
Lineage: Eukaryota; Fungi; Ascomycota; Saccharomycetes; Phaffomycetales; Wickerhamomycetaceae
Product: mitochondrial pyruvate carrier family protein
Exons: 2
Coding region: 42-455 (137 amino acids)
Biological process (GO): pyruvate import into mitochondria
Cellular component (GO): mitochondrial inner membrane
Molecular function (GO): pyruvate transmembrane transporter activity
Source: RefSeq, a predicted model, not a curated record